This is a messenger RNA of Jaculus jaculus (lesser Egyptian jerboa), 600 nucleotides long. Its product is annotated as proteasome subunit beta type-3-like. The record is from RefSeq and is a predicted model, not a curated record. The transcript is spliced from 3 exons. NCBI's taxonomy places the organism in Eukaryota, Metazoa, Chordata, Mammalia, Rodentia, Dipodidae. Gene Ontology annotation, cellular component: proteasome core complex. Bases 1 to 600 code for a protein of 199 amino acids.
AUGUCUAUUAUGUCCUAUAAUGGAGGAGUCACCAUGGCCAUGAAGGAGAAAAGUUGUGUGGUCAUCACUGCAGGCAGAAACUUCAGGAUACAGGCUCACAUAGUGCCCAUUGGCUUUCAGAAGGUUAUUCCUAUGGGUGACAGGCUGUACACAGGCCUGGCCAGGCCUGCCAGUGACUGCCAGACAGUGGCCCAGAGCCUCAAGCUCCAGCUGAACCCCUAUGAGUUGAAGGAAGGUUGGCAGGUCAGGCCUUAUACCCUCAUGAGCAUGGUGGCCAACCUCUUGUAUGAGAAAUGUGAGAAGGACAUUAAAGAUAAACACCAAAUUCAGGAGUUUAUUACAGCUCGUAAUUUAGAUGAGGAGAUGCCGGGCAAGAGGAGGUGUCACUAUGGAGGAGAUAUGGCGGAGAACAAGUAUACAAUAAUACUUCAAGAGGAGAAAACCAACUGUCUACCAGGAAAUGGGUCACCUCCACUUCACCUGCUCAGGCCCAGAAGUCAUUACAGAGGAAGCGGUUACACAAAUACUGCUUUCACGGCUAGUCUGAAAAACAAUUCCAGGGAAAUGGUGACAGACACUGUGAUCACUCAAACCUCGUAA